AGAACACAUACUGGACAGUAUAUACGGAUACGGGCACACAAACACUGGAACCCAGGGCACAAUGGGGCAAAGAACAAAUAGGCAAUGGUGCAGAGAAUGUUAUCUAGAAUAGCACACGAUGGCCGAUAAACCUAUACUGCUACAUUGCUGUACAUGACGACAAAAUGACAUGCAUUAAUAUUUGAAUACAAAGAACAGAAAAAAACUCUUAUAUCUGUAUGGAGCCAGAUCCAUACAUUCCUAUCCCAACACACAAUUUGCUAUUGGGAGCUUAGUCAGGGGGUGCCUCCCCACGGAGCUCCCAAUGGCGAACACCUCCUCUCUUUUUCCUCCUCUGCCCUUUUGUCAGCUUCAAAUUCCCUUAAAACAGUAUUUCCAGAUCAGUUUGCCUCUAGCUGUUACACAUCUACCAGCAAUAAGACCAUUUAUGGGAAGAGGGUAACCUAUAUUACUGCUCAUCAGAUUUUAAGACAGCAAGACACCUUUCACAUUCAGAGUAGUUUAAGUCAGAACAGGCUCUUUGCAGUCUUAUCUGAGAAAGUCUUUUUGGUGCCUUAAAAUCUAAUCAUCAGUAAUAUGAGCUCCACCUUCACAUUACUGGUCUUAUCCUGAGUAGACAAGAGGGAGGGGGGGGGGGAGCAAGGAUGUGUGAGGUGAUGUCUCACCUACAAGCCAGACCGCUCAGCUGAUAUGAAGAAAUCUGUGCAGUACAACAUUAUGUUAAUAAGUUGCUUUUUGACAUUGGUUAACCUGAUAGACAGUAAGUUGUUUCUUUGACUGGACAACCCCUUAUUUUUUUAACAAAAAUUGUACAUUAAUUUCUAUGUUAAUUUUCACAAUGGCUUGUGAUAUUUGACAUCAGUUAAGGAGUAUUAUGUCAUUAUUGUAUGUGUUUCUUCUUCACUUGAUGAUCCAGAAUAAUUACCAAAACCAUGGCAGAUAAUCCGUAGCUCUUUGCCUUGCCCCACUUUAGCCUGUGUAAAAACAGAUUUGUUGCAAACAGCAUUCCAAUUUUGGACCGCUCCGGUGUGAAACCAGCCUGAAUUCAAGUGUACCCUACAUCCACUGCAGUUUUAGGAAGUUUUCAAUGCAUUAUGGUAGCUAGUAGUUAUCAAACUUAAUACAUGAAGCAGAAUAAUGUGCGUGCAUGCACAUUAUUCUCAUGGAUGCAUGAUCAUCAUUUAGUGUGGAUGAACAUAAUGGAAUUAUCUUCCGGAUAUAUAACCUUCUGUGCUUUUCUACAGUAGAGUUCCCUUUCCAUGGCGCUGAUAAAUAGGUGAUUUCACAGUCGCUCUUUUUGAAAGUCUUUGGCACGAUCUGUGCUUUACAUAAGGACCAAUAACUUAUUGCUAUGAUGUUUAUACUUCAGCUUCGGUUUGUUCUAGGGUUAUCUCACGUGCAACAGAUUUGCUACAGAAAUGUCUAUGACUCUUCUACAUAUCUGAAAAUUCCCCAUUCAGAUGAAUAGUACAGAUUUUCAGAUGCAGAAUUGGUUGUUGCCAUAUCGGUGCAAGCAAUAACCACUUCCCUUCCUUUUCUCUAUAUUAGAGACAGGAAUGGUUUGUUUUUCUGCCAAAAUUGCAGCCAAAAUUGCAGCCUCCUGCAGUAAAGGAAGAGUGCUGCCUGAGACAAAGUUCUUCUUUUAGGAAUCGGGCACCCUGCCUUUAGGACAGCUUUGUGACAUUGUACCAUUGCAUACAGUGUGAUUUUCACAAUCCCAAUAGUUUUUUGGCUGUUUUUAAAGUCUAAUAAAUUCUGUAUAUUCAGAAAUCUCAGUCCAUAUAGCAGCUAGUCUCGGUGCUGCCUUCAUGUAGAAUCUCAUUUCAGUCAUGGAGAGUCUUUGGAUGACAUCACUUGGGUUAGAUUUUAUUAGGGCCCUCGGUACUAAACCUUGCAGGGUCUAUCUUAGCAUAAUGGAGCAUUUGUCUUCCUUCCUGGAAACCUGAUUAUAUGGAUCUGUACGCUUAAUCAGAUACAUUGCUUGCCAGAGAGUGCCUUGUGGUAUAUGUAUAGUGACAAGUGACAAGGAAAUGCAAUGUGUAGAGCUGUAAUUUUAUUUAAUCCCCUUUCGAAGGAAAAAUCUGAUCCAAAGAAGUUGCCGCUUUAUUCUACUCUUGGUUUGGAAGAGGUUAAAAUUCCUUCAGCUUGGCUGUGCCGGUGGCAUGGACAGGCUGCUUCUUCCUGUCAGUGGGCCACCUGUCGCAGAAACAACCCCCCCACCCUCCUCCUUUCGUGCUAUCGCUCCCUUCUGAUCGCAGCAGGGCCUUGCUAGCACGCACAGCCAUGCCAGGAUGUGUGCUCUCUACCUUGAGGUGCAAUCCCUUAGCUGCAUCGCUGUGCCGUCAGUAAUUUAACAUUUCUGUCCGACAUUCGCCGAGCGUACAUCAUCGACUUUUUCUUUUUUUCUUUUUUUCUAUUUUCCUUUUCAUUUUGUAUAUUCCAAUUUGUUCCCAGAAUCCAUGUCACCGCUCCUUAUAUGGCGAUGAUUUUUUCCUCUUUGCGUUUCCAUGACAACAGGAGCACUGCACCAUUCAUUAGCUUAGGACCGAACUGCAUCCCUACGCCGCCUUUUUCAUCUCUCUCUCCGUGCUGUUCUGCACCAUCCCACAUCCCACUCCCCUCCUGUGUGCUGCCCUAGGAGGAGGGGAGUAAAAGGAGGACUAGUGGGGGACAGUAAUACAAAUUUUGAUGUCCUCCGCAGCCUCGCUGGAAGAAGAAGUGCUAGCUGUGAUAUCACGGAGGAGAAGAGAACAGAUAAAGAGAGGGAGGGCUGUGUCUAUAGAUUGCCUGCUCUGCUGAAGACAGUAUUGACUCUUGGGAGCCCCACUGAGAAAAGCAAAGUUUGUGGAGAGCCCCAGAAUUCCUGAAUCCGAAUUGGGAUCCCCAACCCUUGGCUCGUCCCAGAAACUGGACGCCGAUGCAUACUUGUUGGGGGAAGAGGAGUCUGUCUUGGGCCCUCCUCCAUCUGUUGAUGAGGCUGCCAACACCCUCAUGACCCGCCUGGGCUUCCUCCUGGGUGAAAAAGUCAGCGACGUCCAAGCUGCAGGUCCCCAGUACAGCAUGGAGGGGCAAGAAGAAAACCAGGGUUCUGCAGUAACCCAGCGGAUUAGUCCAUGUUCCACCUUAACCAGCAGUACAGCCUCUCCACCUGCCAGCAGUCCAUGCUCCACCCUCCCUCCCCCCAACAACACCGUCCCCACCAAGGACUGCAGCCCCACUUCCACCCUGGAGAGCAGGGACAGUGGCAUAAUUGCCACCCUGACCAGCUACUCGGAGAAUGUGGACCGUUCCAAGUAUGGUGCAGACUGCAACAAGGAUCUUGGCUCUCGAGGGUGUGUUAAGCAAGGCCAGAAGUCAAUGGAUUCCAGUCUGUACCGGGUAGAUGAGAAUCUAAUGGCCUCCACUUUCAGCCUAAAUAAAAUCCCCGAGAGGGGACUGGACACUGGACUCUCCCAAUCUGUGCAGUCCAUCCCACUCUACCUCAUGCCCCGUCCCAACUCAGUCGCAGCUACUAGUUCUGCACACCUGGAGGACCUUGCAUACCUGGAUGAGCAGAGACAUACACCCCUUCGGACCUCCUUACGAAUGCCACGACAGACCCUUGCGGGACCACGCACUCCACAAGAUCUCCGAGUCCGCUUUGCUCCCUAUCGGCCACCAGACAUUUCCUUAAAACCGCUGCUGUUCGAGGUGCCGAGUAUCACAACGGAUGCCACAUUUGUUGGCCGAGAUUGGCUCUUCCAUGAGAUUGAUGCUCAACUUCAGAGUGAGGAUGAGAGCGUGAACCGGGGUGUAGUGAUAUGUGGCAAUAUCGGAUUUGGGAAAACUGCUAUCAUCUCUCGGCUGGUAUCUCUCAGUUGUCAUGGGACACGCUUGAGGCAGCUCACGUCCGACAGCCCCCAUGCAUCACCAAAGCAUUCAGAGGCUAAUCGUGAAUUGGCACAGACAGGACAGACUCAUUCUGGUAUCUCUAGUGGAAGCUGCCCAGGAACUCCUGAAAUGCGGCGAAGACAAGAAGAAGCAAUGCGGAGGAUAGCAGCACAGGUGGUAGCGUAUCACUACUGCCAGGCUGACAAUGCCUACACCUGCUUAGUGCCUGAAUUUGUUCACAAUGUAGCCGCUUUGCUUUGCCGUGCCCCCCAGCUAGUAGCGUAUCGGGAGCAGCUACUACGUGAACCACAUCUACAGAGUCUGCUAAGUCUAAGAUCCUGUGUGCAAGACCCAGCAGCAUCUUUUCGUAGGGGGGUUCUUGAGCCACUUGAAAAUCUAUACAAAGAGAGAAAGAUUCCAGAUGAAGAUUACAUUAUCCUAAUAGAUGGGCUAAAUGAAGCAGAGUUCCACAAGCCGGACUAUGGAGAUACCAUUGUGUCCUUUCUAAGUAAGAUGAUAGGCAAAUUUCCCCGUUGGUUAAAGCUCAUUGUAACUGUGAGGACCACCCUACAGGAAAUCACCAAACUUCUUCCCUUCCACCGGAUUUUCUUGGAUCGACUGGAAGAAAACGAGGCCAUAGAUCAGGAUCUUCAGGCUUACAUCUUGCAACGCAUACACAGCAGCUCUGAAAUCCAGAACAAUAUCUCACUGAAUGGCAAAAUGGACAACACCACAUUUGGAAAACUUAGUUCCCACCUCAAGACUUUAAGCCAAGGUUCCUACCUAUACCUGAAGCUUACAUUUGACCUCAUAGAAAAGGGCUACUUGGUGCUGAAGAGUUCCAGUUACAAAGUGGUUCCCGUGUCACUGUCUGAGGUGUAUCUCUUGCAGUGUAACAUGAGGUUCCCCACACAAUCCUCCUUUGAGAGGGCCCUUCCUCUUCUUAAUGUCGCUGUGGCCUCUCUCCACCCAUUGACGGAUGAGCACAUCUUCCAGGCCAUCAAUGCAGGUAGUGUGGACGGAGGUCUUGAGUGGGAGGACUUUCAACAGCGAAUGGAGAACCUUUCCAUGUUCUUGAUUAAGAGGAGGGAUCUGACUCGAAUGUUCGUUCAUCCAUCCUUUAGAGAAUGGUUAAUAUGGAGAGAAGAUGGAGAGAAAACCAAAUUUCUUUGCGAUCCCAGGAGCGGACAUAUCCUGCUGGCCUUCUGGUUCUCUCGUCAGGAGGGGAAGCUGAACAGGCAACAGACCAUAGAGCUCGGCCAUCACAUUCUGAAAGCACAUAUCUUCAAGGGCCUUAGUAAAAAGGUUGGUGUGUCCUCGUCUAUUUUGCAAGCACUGUGGAUAUCGUACAGCACAGACGGCCUUUCCAUGGCACUAGCAUCUCUAAGAAACCUCUACACUCCUAAUAUAAAAGUGAGCCGCCUUCUGAUCAUGGGGGGAGCCAAUGUCAACUAUCGCACUGAAGUGCUAAACAACGCCCCCAUCUUGUGUGUACAGGCCCACCUGGGAUACACGGAGAUGGUGGCACUGCUGCUAGAGUUCUCAGUCAAUGUGGAUGCCAGUUCAGAGAGUGGCAUGACCCCUCUAGCCUAUGCUGCAGCCUCAGGUCAUCUGACAAUUGUCAUGUUACUGUGUAAGAGGAGGGCUAAGGUGGAUCUGCUGGAUAAAAACGGACAAUGUGCGCUAGUCCAUGCUGCUCUGCGGGGCCACCUGGAGGUGGUUAAAUAUCUGAUCCAGUGUGACUGGACAAUGGCUGGACAACAACCUGGAGUCCUGAAGAAAAGUCAAGCCAUACAGCAAGCGCUGAUUGCCGCUGCCAGCAUGGGAUACUCAGAGAUUGUCUCCUAUCUUCUGGAUCUACCAGAAAAAGAUGAGGAGGAGGAACAGAGGGCACAGAUUAAUAGCUUUGAUGGGCUGUGGGGAGAGACAGCUUUAACAGCAGCUGCAGGUCGUGGAAAGCUUGAUGUUUGCCGCCUACUUCUUGAACAAGGAGCAGCUGUAUCACAACCCAACCGGAGAGGUGUUGUUCCAAUAUUCAGCGCUGUACGACAAGGACACUGGCAGAUUGUGGACUUGCUUCUUACACACGGUGCUGAUGUGAACAUGGCAGACAAGCAGGGCCGUACUCCAUUAAUGACUGCAGCAUCAGAGGGGCAUGUAGCCACUGUGGAGUUUCUGCUUGCACAAGGAGCUUCCAUUGGGCUCAUGGACAAGGAGGGACUGACCGCUCUCAGCUGGGCCUGCCUCAAAGGGCAUCUAGCUGUGGUGAGGUUAUUAGUAGAAAAUGGAGCUGCCACUGACCAUGCCGACAAAAAUGGACGCACACCGCUGGAUCUUGCAGCUUUUUAUGGAGAUGCUGAUGUGGUGCAAUUCCUGGUGGACCAUGGUGCGAUGAUUGAACAUGUGGAUUAUAGUGGGAUGCGCCCCCUGGACAGAGCGGUGGGCUGCAGGAAUACUUCUGUGGUGGUAGCUCUCCUGAAGAAAGGGGCCAAAAUAGGCUGUCAGACCUUACCAAGCCGCCCAAAAGGUCCAGCCACCUGGGCCAUGGCAACGUCCAAACCAGACAUCAUGGUCAUUCUGCUGAGUAAAUUGAUGGAAGAGGGAGACAUGUUUUACAAGAAAGGGAAAGUAAAAGAAGCUGCACAGAGAUACCAGUAUGCCAUGAAGAAGUUUCCUCGAGAGGGCUUUGGAGAAGAUCUAAAGACUUUUCGAGAACUGAAGGUGUCCCUAUUACUCAACCUGUCCCGAUGUCGACGGAAGAUGAACGACUUUGGAAUGGCAGAGGAAUUUGCCACUAAGGCUCUGGAGUUGAAACCAAAGUCAUAUGAGGCUUUCUAUGCUCGAGCCAGAGCCAAACGGAGUAGCAGACAAUUUACAGAAGCUUUGGAAGAUCUGAACGAAGCAAUCCAGCUCUGCCCUAACAAUCGAGAAAUCCAGCGGCUUCUUAUGAGAGUGGAAGAGGAAUGCAGACAAGUCCAGCAAGAGGAGGAAGCGCAGGAGCUUCAAGAUGAACCUGAGCCAGAAGUACAAAAUGAGGACAUUGAUUCUACACAGGAAGACAUCUAUGAAGAAGAGUAUUUGGAACAAGACUUAGACAAUGUUCCUGUAGGAUUACAGAGUGAAGGAAGACAAUGUCAGGGCCUUUCAGGCAUGCAAAGUCCUCCACAAUCUCCUGCACAUCGGGAUUCUGCUUAUAUGUCAGGCUCACACCAAGUAUUUGACUUUAGAUCAAGCAGCUCUGUUGGCUCUCCUACACGGCAAGGCUAUCAAUCCACUUCUCCAUCCCUCUCUCCAACACAUCAGAACUCUCACUAUCGCCCUAGUCCCCCUCAAACAUCCCCUGCUCAUCAGAGUUCUUCCUACCGCUUUAGUCCACCUCCUGUAGGAGGCCAGGUAAUGGACUACCCUAGUCCACCCCCUUCACCAUUACGAAGGGCUCCUCAAUAUAGAGCUAGCCCUCCUAGUGAAAGUAUUGGUAUGUAUAGACAACAAUCUGGUUCCCCAGUUAGGUAUCAGCAAGAGCCAUGUGUAAGUCAACAUCCUGGAAGACCAAAAUCUCCACUCUCCAAAAUAUCUCAGAGGUCUUUCCAAAUGUCACAGCUUCCCACUGCAGUUCCACAACCUGCACACAGAUUACAGCCAGCUAAGGCACAAAUUGUACGUAGCAACCAACCCAGUUCUGCAGUGCAUUCUAGUGCCGUAAUUCCUGGGGGUACAUAUGGACAGGUGGCACAUGGUAUGGCAAGUAAAUACCAGACAUCCUCUGGAGAGAUGAGUCAAAGCCGAUUAGUAUAUCAAGCUUCCCUUGGUGGUCUUAUAGCUGAUGGACGUCCAAUGCAGCAUGUACAGGCCAGUUUGAGUGCCGGAGCCAUUUGCCAGCAUGGUGGCAUUGCCAAGGAGGAUAUACCCCAGCGGCCAACUUCAGCUUAUCGAGGUGGCAUGAGAUAUAACCAGACUCCUCAAAUUGGGCGUAGUCAGUCUGCAUCCUAUUAUCCAGUAUGUCACACCAAGCUGGAUCUUGAGCGCCAACCCAGCCAACUUGGUUCACCAGAUGUUUCCCAUCUUAUAAGAAGGCCUGUGAGUAUUAAUCCUGUGGAAAUCAAGCCUCACCCACCUACUCCAAGGCCACUGUUACACUCACAAAGUGUAGGACUUCGUUUUUCUCCAUCUAGCAACAGUAUUUCGUCCUCUUCCAGCCUCUCUGCCACUUUUCGACCAUCUGCCUCUAUACAACAAAUGGAGAUCCCACUUAAGCCAGCUUAUGAGCGACUCUGCGAUGAGCUGUCUCCUGUGUCCCCGCCCCAAGGAAGUUACCCCAGUGAACCAACACGCUCUAGGACGACCCCAUUCAUGGGUAUAAUUGACAAGACAGCACGGACUCAACAGUAUCCCCAUCAUCAUCAGCAGAGUCGGACAUGGGCUGUCUCCUCUGUUGACACUGUUCUCAGUCCCACAUCUCCUGGCAUCUUGCCCCAACAAGAAUCCUUCAGCCCCCCUUCCUCUAUCAGCAACAUCGCCUUUUAUAACAAAACAAACAAUGCACAGAAUGGGCAUCUGCUUGAAGACGACUACUAUGGUCCACAUGGUGUGCUGGCUAAUGGCUCUCGAGGGGACAUACUGGAGAGAGUCACACAGGCCUCCUCCUAUCCUGAUGUCAAGGUGGCCAGAACACUGCCAGUUGCACAGGCUUACCAGGACAACCUGUACAGGCAGCUGUCUCGGGACUCUCGGCAGGGCCAAACUUCGCCCAUCAAACCAAAGAGACCCUUUGUGGAGUCUAAUGUGUAGGACUUUAUAUUUUCCCAUCCCUUUUCCCAUACAACUCUUUUCCUUCACUGUAUGUAUACCUCCCUCAAAAACCCAGUAAUUGAGCUACUCUUCUUAAGGUAUCAGACUUUUCUCCCGAUCCCCAUCCUUUAGUGUUCUUUUCCGACCCAUCUUAUUGGGUAGAGCUGGUCUUUUAGUACAUUAGGUUGUGCUAUGUUUAGCAUUGAACAGUUUGGAUCCCCAGACUAUGUUUAUGGACACUUUGCUUUCUCAACUGCCCAAUUUACUUGGGAUUUUAUAUUUUAAUUUUAAUUGAGUAAUUGCACUUAGGUCACUAGGAUAUUCCCACAGCCCUGGGCCCUAUAAUCCUAGUUGGAGCGAGACCAUGUUUUUAUUUUUUCCCCUCCAUGUGAUAACACUUCAGCAGAUAAUGUGCUUGAGGCUUGCUUAUUACCCUGCAUGUGGGAACAGGGAAACACAAAUCUAAGGCCACUUGCAGCACAAUAAGGAUCUGGUAAACAAAGGGCUCUACACAUAACCGCAUUGCAACAUUAAACAUACAUGUAAUUGCUCCCAAACAGACUUUUUACUGUAUGUGUACAUGUAGUGUGAUUUUUAAAUUUUUUAAAUACUUUUUUUACUGGGUCUUGCUUCACAAACCAUAGUCUUUAAAUCUGUAGAUAAGCUAAGCUAAGUAUAUCUGAUGAUGUAGCAAAUCAUGCGAAUAAGUCAUUAUAUAGCUUAUCCUGCUAUAUUAAUUCUGUCAGCUGACCGUACAAUUGAGAUAGUCAGUGACCAACAGCUAUUUGUCCUGACCGCCCGACCACCUGCCCCCCCCAUACACUUGCACUUUCUUGUGCUGUUUUCUGAAUAGGGAGGGGGGAGUAAGCAACUGCCAGACACCCCUGGCAGCAGCUUAUGUAUCUAAAGAUCAGAAGGCACAGGCAUGUUAAAUUCCAACUGCUCGAUCCUUUACUCCUUGGCAUCUGUGUCAAGGAAGAGUCACCUGGUCUGUAGUGCGUAUAGGGUAGAGUAUAGGGUAGAGCCUACUAUUUGUUAUAGCGGACACUCACUGUCAGUGGCCAGAAUCAGAGAUAACUCUAAUCCCUUCUAUUAACUUCCUAGAUGCCACAGUGAGUAGCGAACAUGGUAUCUUCUUGGUUACAAAGUGGGUGGCAGCCUCCUGGCUUGCAGUUGCAGGGAUUUUAGUGGUAAAAUGGCAGCUGGGAGCCUACUGAAGGCUUCUAAGCCUGCCAUCUUAGUACUUCUGACACUGACUAUCUUUCGUAGCAUGUGAGAAUUGCUGUUUUUUUUGUCUACCUUUCAGAAAACAUGGAUUAAAAAAAACACAUUCACAUUUAUCUGAAAAUGGCACUAAGUGCACAGAAAAUAAUUAUUAAGACUUCAGGCACAAAAAUAGAGUUAUAGGGGUCAGAAGAUGGCAAUGUAAAGUGAUUUGUCAGUAAAGCUGUCUGACUGUAGAGCCGAGGAUUGCAUGUAACUCAGAUUCAACCUAUUGACCCUCUAAAAUCACAGGGUUGAUCUAGGCUGUUGUAACCCUUUGUCACCCAUUUUCUCCCCCACAAAGCAAUCGCAGGGGGCCAUUGGUUUGUCGUCAAUGCUAGUGAUUGCAUUCACAUUUACCAUGAUUGUGCUGUUAUUACAUACUGUCAGAAGUAGGAUGUAGUAGUAGUUAAUUGGCAAAAUAAAAUUAUGCUGCAAUACAUUAGUAUGUGUUGGGGGGGGGGGGGUGUUCAAAUACUUAUAAAAAAUUUGAAACACCCCUUCUCCGAUAAAAAGUCUGAAGUAUUAAAAUACAGCAUUCAUUUUGCAUGGGGGAAACACCGUAAGCAAAAACAAAUAUGCAAUUCCAGAAUAGCUCCUUGAAUCCCAAAGAAGGGCUACAACUCACCUGCACAUCUGUAGAUCAGAGGUCCCCAGCCUUACCCUUAAGGCUCACUUACAGUCAAGGAUUUUUAUUUUUUCCCUGUUCUAUUCCAAUAGAGUAAUGGAAAAAACCUGGAAUGUUGGUGGGCCUUAAGGACUAGGUUGGAGAGCACUACUGUAGAUGAAACGAAUUAAGUUAUAGAGGUCAGAAAAGGGUAAUAUGCGACACAAGUUAAGAAAUGUUAUAUACAUACACCUAGUUUAUUAGAUAGAGGUUUGUGAAGCAGGAUCCUGAAAUUUAGCAGCAGCCUGGUGUCUGAGGAUAGGUGAACAUGACCUAGACAGACAAAUGUAGUGGAUUGUUUCAGUGUAGAAUUCCACCCCAACCAGAUGCAUAUACAAAUGAAUGAAAGCACCAUAUGCAGCCAUCUUCACGAAGCAGACACAACAACUAUCCUACCAUGGUUUUCUGCUUGCAAACACCACUGUUCUCAGGUGUCUAGUUACCUUCCCACAGACAGCAGCAGGUUCUCCUAACCGUUCUUGGUUGCCUGUAAUGAGAGGCUUAACAAGAAGGGCUUAAGUGUUCUGAGGUAUAUUUACUGCAGGGCCACGUCUCCAUGACACUUUUUACCAGAAGGAAGAUCUAAUACCUAAACCACUUCAGUUUCAAGGCUUUAUGGGUCUAAUUUCCAUGCUCCAUGAACAAAUUAGCGGGAGGAAAGACAAAAUGUGUUUAAUUGUAAUAGGAAAUAACUUGUCAAGUAAUUGUAUGGUUGCAAGGGAAUGCGCCAAAACAUGAUUAUAAGGAUUCCUAAUUUAGCUCCCUGACAUUUGUUACUUAUUUUUUGUUACUCACACAGAUAUUGGCAUUUUUCAUCACUGUUGCAGUGGAUAUUUUUGCAAGAUUGAAAACAGCUACUUGUCUUAAGAACCACAGUCCAUAUGCCUGGUUAAAGAAAGGUGUGCCAUAGAAAGGGUCCCAAGUAAGGACUCCACUGUGAACCAGAAUAGGAAGUGAAUGUGAGGGACUCAGGCUAUCCCUGUGCACUUGAGUGGUCAGCCAUAUGAAUGGGUUUUGCAGAAUGCUACCCCUGCCCUGUAGCAGAGGAAAAGUUUUGCUGCCAAUGGCUUUUCUCAGCUAUAUCUGCUUUUUGUGGGCAGCUUCUAGCUAUUGUGGGAAUUAUUAUUAUUAUGUCACUGGGGAACAUUUAUCAUUAGGCGUCUAUUGUAGACACAAAUCUACCCCUUUACACUGCUUGUCUAAUUUACACUCUUGCUCAAAAUUUACAAAAGUUGUGCACAUCCUUUUGAUAAAUUUUGCGCAAAUAUAGAAACGUCCCUUGGCUCUACCUCACACUUCACAGAGCUGAGGCAUUUCCCCGCUGUACACUGCUCACAUUGCUAGAAGUGCCGGGGCAGCAGUGUGUGCCGAACAAAACUGCACAAUUAGUAAAAUCAUAAAUCUUUAUAAAGUACUCAGAAUGUCUGGGUUUAAAAAAUAUGUAAUUUUGCUGAACAAUCUGUCCCUUUACCUUUAUAUCAGUGUUUAUCAGAAUGCCACCAAGUGUUGGAGUGUUGCAAAACUUGGCAUGCUGGGAGUUGCAGUUUUGCAAAAGCUGGAGGCACCCUGGUUGGUAAACACUGUGUACAUGUACCAGAGCAGCUGAGUGUGUGAUCAUGUCUAUGUACUAGAAAUUAGUGUGCAACAUGUGUAUGGAGCAGAGAUGAAUGUGUGAUUGUGUAAGCAUUACCACGCACACACUCAACUCUGCUACAUACACCUGAUCACACACUCAGCUCUGCUGCAUACACACAAUCACACUCAGCUCUGCUGCAUACACGUGAUCACACACUCAGCUCUGCUGUUCACACACUCAGCUCUGCUGCAUACAGCCGUACCUCCUUCUCCCUCCCUGCACAUACAGUGGAAUUCUUAGGGCUUGUUCACACGGCCUUCUGCAUCCAUUAAUAAAUGACCGUUCUGCAAUCCGUUUGAUAAUUUUUGAACGGGUUGCAAACAGCUGUAAAAUAAUCCCAUUGAUGUCAAUGGGAUUUUUUUACAAUCCUUUAUCACCCGUUCGCACACGUUUGCUUCCUGUUUCGUUUUUUUUUUUUUUUUUUUUAUGGGAGAAAGGACGGUGCAUGCAGUAUUUUCUCUCCCGUCAAAAAUAAUGGAAUAGAAAUGGAUAUUAUUAAUGUAACAUGUCUAUGGCAAACGGAUGAACCUUUAAUGUCAUCAGUUUGCCCCCGGUUUAUAAUAUCCGUUUCUGAACUGUUAUUACUUCUGAGCAUGCUCAGAAGAGGUGAUAUCAGCAGACUCUUGUAGUGCUGAGGGACUACUACUACUCCCAUCAUGGAACAGACUCAUUUCCAUGAAGGGAGUAGUAAUUCCCCCAGCUGCCAGCGGCCAGAGUCUGUUCCAUGUUGGGGGUAGUAGUACAGGGCAAGGGAUUGAUUGCACCAGGUCUCACUUCUGGGACCCAAUGCAAUCAGCAGUUAUACUGCAGGGGAGCAGACGGCAUACUGUGCUCCCCUGCAAUGUACAUACUACUGUGUAAACUUUCAUUUUGAAAUCUCCCGCCGGGAGCCCUGAAUGGCCGACACAGAGGAGCCAUUCAGGGCUCCCGGCGGGAUUUUUUACUUUGACCCCCAAAUGUAUGCCCCCCCCCCAUGCAUAUUUAUAAAAAUUCAUUGGCCCCAGUGUGUUUAUAAUAAUAUUCUAUUAUUCUCUGCUGCUCAUCUCUGUACCUGACUGAGAUGAGCAUCAGAGAGGCGGUGCGCUGAUUGCACUAGGAGCAGGACAGCAGCGGGGACAUGUGGAGCGGCGGCAGCGGUGAAUGAAUGAAGCCUACAUGCGGGACAUGUCUGCUUCAUUCAUUCAUUGCCGCCCGUUCCCGACAUGUCCCGCUGCUGCCCUGCUCCAAGAAGAUGAGGAGCAGACAGUGGGAGGAGAAAUAAGGGCACUGGGGGGAAUAAGGAUAAGCACGCUGGGGCCAAUGAAUUAUUAUAAACACACUGGGGCCAAUUAAUUAUUAUAAACACACUGGAGCCAAUGAAUUAUUAUAAAUAUGCAUGGGGGAGCAUACAUUUGGAGGUUAAUUUAGUAGUAGUCUGGCUGCAGGAGUCUGCAGGUGGCUGGUACGUGUGCUCCUUGAUGUUCUAUAUUUACUUAAAAAAUGUCAGCAUUGCGCAAAGUUUGACAGCGUAAACAAACCGUGCGCAGGUAAUAAAUUAGUGUCCACUGCAUUUUUCGCUCCACGGUGCACGAACAAUAGACAACAUCUGAAAAUGUUCCACCAAAAAAAAAAAAGACACCUAAAAAGACACAAUGAGUGACACUGCUCAUUGAUAAAUGUCCCGCCCACCCCUGUACCUAAAGAGUUUAGUCAAUUUUAAAAAUUUUUUACCAUUUAUGUAUACAUGGUAAUAAGAAACUUUGUAAUAGAUCCUAUUACAUCAGAAUGCCUUAUGACUUCACUUGAAGAUCAAGUUACAGCUGCUAGAAGUUAAUGAAAAGUGUUAGGGAAGAGGGAACAGAUACAGAGAGAUGCUGCUUCUAGUGUAAUAUAUAACCGAGGCUGAAUUAACAGCAACACUGCUCUAUAUUGUCCUCCAUGCUGAUAAUUCUCAAAGCACUGUAUUUUUCGCCCUAUAGGACGCACUGGCGUAUAAGACGCACCCUAUUUUUAGGUGCAAAAUCAAAAAAAUUAAAGAUUUUGAACCCAAUAGUGGUCUUCAACCUGCGGACGGCUGUCCGGGCAUGCUGGGAGUUGUAGUUUUGCAACAUCUGGAGGUCCACAGAUUCAAGACCACUGCAUAGGAGGUAAUACUCACGUGUCCCCGCCUCUCCGGACCCGUCACCGCUGCCCUGGAUGUCGCUCCAUCGCUGUCGCCGUGUCCCCAUCGCUCCGGAACGCCUCUGCUGCCGGCCGGGUAUCCUCGCUCUCUGUCGCCGCCAUCACGUCGUUACACACACUGAUGCACGUACGUGAUGACGAGGAAGGAGAGCGCCGGCCAUACAGGGGAUCCCUGAACGGAGAAAACACCGAGGAGGCAGGUAAGGUCCCUCCCGGUGUCCUGUAAGCACUAACCAGGCUAUUCAGUCGGGCUGUUCGGGGCCGCCGCGGUGAAAUCGCGGCGGUCCCGAACAGCCCGACUGAACAGCCGGGUUAGUGUCACUUUCCCUUCAGACGCGGCGGUCAGCUUUGAUCGCCGCGUCUGAAGGGUUAAUACAGGGCAUCACCGCGAUCGGUGAUGUCCUGUAUUAGCCGCGGGUCCCGGCCGUUGAUGGCCGCAGGGACCGCCGCGAUAGGGGUGUAUU
Messenger RNA from Hyla sarda, 14848 nucleotides. RefSeq names its product tetratricopeptide repeat, ankyrin repeat and coiled-coil containing 2 (gene TANC2). Gene Ontology annotation, biological process: regulation of dendritic spine morphogenesis. Gene Ontology annotation, molecular function: protein binding. The transcript is spliced from 25 exons. The record is from RefSeq and is a predicted model, not a curated record. Gene Ontology annotation, cellular component: dendritic spine. Lineage: Eukaryota; Metazoa; Chordata; Amphibia; Anura; Hylidae. Bases 2992 to 8658 code for a protein of 1888 amino acids.